Wasmannia auropunctata (little fire ant) is the source of this 447-nucleotide messenger RNA. Its product is annotated as protein still life, isoforms C/SIF type 2-like. Gene Ontology annotation, molecular function: guanyl-nucleotide exchange factor activity. Gene Ontology annotation, biological process: activation of GTPase activity; positive regulation of axonogenesis; small GTPase-mediated signal transduction. The record is from RefSeq and is a predicted model, not a curated record. The annotation marks the transcript as partial. The transcript is spliced from 2 exons. Gene Ontology annotation, cellular component: membrane; synapse. Lineage: Eukaryota; Metazoa; Arthropoda; Insecta; Hymenoptera; Formicidae.
AGUCUACUGACGCACGUGUCUCGCACCACGAAGCUUACGUUGAACAGGUUCGGUAUGUUCACGGUGUCGUCCUUCCACGCGUUUAUAUGCGCACGUAGCCCGUCCCUGCUGAAUAAUUUAUUGGCGGGUCGCGGCGCGACGAAGAGACGGCCGCCUCUGCUGUCGAGAUCGAACAGCGGCUCCAGCAAGCGCUCGUUGCAGAUUUCGUCCAGGGACGAGGAGAAAAGCGUGAAGGUGUCCGUGCCGGAAAAUCAGGUACGAUCGUCAGGAUAUCGGCUGGUCUCGGUGUUCCUACGUGACGCCAUGACUGUGGAGGAGUUCCUGGCGGCGGCGUGCACCAGGAAGAAUCUCGUUCCGAUGGAGCACUUCGUGCGCGUUAAGAAACGCCGAGAUAUGGAGGACCACAAUUACUUUGUGCCACAUAGGACUGAUUUGAUAGAAACCUAU